AUAAUGCUUAUUCUUGCUUUUUAGUUUAACGAUAUUUUAUUGUACACAAGUAGAGGCCUGACAGCAUCAAAUCAAUUUAAAGUCCACGGGCAUCUCCCGCUGUAUGGCAUGACAAUAGAAGAAAGUGAGGAGGAAUGGGGGGUUCCUCAUUGUCUGACACUACGAGGUCAACACCAGUCCAUCGUCGUUGCUGCAAGUACCCGCGCUGAAAUGGACAAAUGGACUGAGGACAUUCAGAUGGCAGUAGACCUGGCUGAGAAGAGCAGUGGCCCUGCCCCAGAGUUACUGGCAAGCAGCCCACCUGACAAUAAGUCUCCUGAUGAAACUACUGUAGACCAGGAAUCUGAGGACGACCUCAGUGCAUCCCGCACCUCACUCGAACGUCAGUCACCCCACCGUGGCAACACUACGGUGCACGUCUGCUGGCACAGAAAUACCAGUGUUUCAAUGAUCGACUUUAGUAUUGCUGUGGAGAACCAGCUGUCUGGAAAUCUCCUCCGAAAAUUCAAAAACAGCAACGGGUGGCAGAAGCUUUGGGUGGUGUUCACCAACUUCUGUAUGUUCUUCUAUAAAUCGCACCAGGACAAUCAUCCUUUAGCCAGCCUUCCUUUAUUGGGAUACUCACUUACCAUUCCUUCCGAAUCUGAAAACAUCCACAAAGAUUAUGUCUUCAAACUACAUUUCAAAUCCCACGUGUACUACUUCAGGGCUGAAAGCGAAUACACGUUUGAAAGGUGGAUGGAAGUGAUCCGAAGUGCCACCAGCUCCGCCUCACGCACCCGAGCGCUGAGCCAUAAAGAGCCUCACGCCUAUUGACGGCGCAACGAGCCGCCCCCUUGAUUGUCCAGCAGCUGCUGAUUUUCUAGAGGACAUUGGAAACUCUUUUCUCCCUCCGAGUUUAGUAAAAACGUACAAUUUGGUAAAAGAAAAGAAAAGAAAAAAAAUAAUUAAGGAUGGUUUUGCAAAAACUUUCACAAUUUCUUCAGCAAAACUGUUUAAGUUCUCCAUGCGGUCAGACUAGCUUACCAUCACCCCAGUGGCUGCGGUUCGUUUCAUGUCUUGUAUUUUGUCAUUCUGUGCUGUUUUUAGCUUGUGCCAGUAUUAAAAUAUUGUCCUUUAUUAGAGUGCCAAAUGCCAAAAGACAUUUUGUUGCCUCAAAGAUUGCACCUAUUAAAAAAAAAAAAAAAGAAAAAAAAAAAGAUGACUUCACAAUCUGAAAACUCUCUCUCUCCUCUGAGGCAAACACUAUUUCUUCUCUUUUCAUAAAAAUAUAUUAUUUUUUUUUUACCAUGUUAAUCUGUAGACUGCUGGAUUUUAAAAUGUAGAUGGACUUUCACAGUAUAGAAUAUAAUUAUAUAUACAGCAAGCGGUCUAACAGGAAUGAGAUAACUUUCAGAUUUCAUUUUUUUCCCCCCAGUCUUUCUACAUUUAAUCAGCAAGGAAUUACUAAUUUUCUAUCUUUAACAAGGAACCAGUUUACAGCUCAUUCUCAUUUCCCUUUGGGGUUACAAAUCCAUGUGGUAUCAAUAAAGUAUAGGAUUCUUAUCUAACCAUUUUCUUGGUGCAAGUUGACCAAAUUGUUCAUCUGUUGGCUUUGAAAAGUGAGUACUACUUGCAAGAUGAAAUUUUUUUAAAAUAAUCCAGUGCAAUAUUAUUUGGGCUGUUAAUGUACUGUGAAUGGUUAUGUACAAGAAGAAAUUAAAGGCUGUGGUGACAUUCUGCUGUUUGUUUUACAAACUUGAAAGAAAACCUGUACGUUACGAGAA
Messenger RNA from Calidris pugnax (ruff), 1766 nucleotides. RefSeq names its product FERM, RhoGEF and pleckstrin domain-containing protein 1-like. Lineage: Eukaryota; Metazoa; Chordata; Aves; Charadriiformes; Scolopacidae. The transcript is spliced from 7 exons. The record is from RefSeq and is a predicted model, not a curated record. The coding region runs from base 109 to 816 and encodes 235 amino acids. Gene Ontology annotation, molecular function: guanyl-nucleotide exchange factor activity.